AUGAAGUUUCGACGUUGUUUUUUUGCUUUUGGUGCAUGCUUGUCGGGUUUUAAGUCAUGUCGACCGUCACUCUCCCUGGAUGGAACAUUUCUGCACAACAAACACAAGGGCAUUUUGUUAACUGCAAUUGGGCAAGAUGGUCAUAAUAAAUUGUACCCAGUUGCAUUUGGCAUAGUUAGUGAAGAAUCUGAUAGCAAUUGGGCUUACUUUCUUACUCAUUUGAGGGUUUGCAUUGGCACGGAUCGUGUGGUGACGUUUUUCUCGGAUCGCAAUCACGGUAUUUUGGAUGGGGUGAAAAAUAUAUUCCCUGAUUGUCUUCAUAGAUACUGCUUGUAUCACUUGCAAUUAAAUUUGUCAAGUAAAUGUAGAGGUUGUCCAUCUGGUUUUCGAAAGAAGAUGGCUCAUUUGUUUAAUGCUUGUGCCUACGCUCCUACGAAAUCUAAGUUUGAUGUGCAUAUAAAGGAGUUUAUAGAAACUGGAGGUACAAGGAUUAGAAAUUUUCUAGCAGACCUUCCGUAUAACAACUGGACUUGUGCACAUUUUGAGGGGAAUAGAUAUGGGCAGAUGGCAUCUAGUGUUGCAGAAUCGUGGAAUAUGAAGAUUGGCGGCAUUCGUGGCCUGCCUAUAACAAAUGUGGUUGAUGGUCUUAGGAGUAUUAUGAUGGUGGAAAUGUGUGUAAGGGCAGAGGAGGCUGCGAGGGCAUCGGAGUACAUUUACGAGGUGCUUAGUACUCCAAUAGCUGUUGUUGACAUUCGCAACAGGUCAUGCACGUGUAGAGCGUGGCAAGUCAACGGUCUGCCGUGUAUACAUGCUGCGUGUGUUCUGUUCCAUAACAAUAAUGAUGGUUAUGCAUAUGUGGACUAUUAUUACACUGUUGAGUGUUAUAAAACCACGUAUUCUCACAGUAUUUAUCCAUUUGUCAAGCCAGAUUUUGAUGGUGAUUUGCCUUUGGUUGGACCUCCAGAUUAUCAUAUUCGGCGUGGCAGGACGAAGGUGAAGAGAAUUCCUUCGCGAGGUGAGAAGGUUAAGAGGAAGAUAAAAUGCAGCUCAUGCAACCGUAUGGGCAAUCACAACAAGAAAACGUGCAGGAGGCCUGUAUGA
Erythranthe guttata (spotted monkey flower) is the source of this 1101-nucleotide messenger RNA. The record is from RefSeq and is a predicted model, not a curated record. Lineage: Eukaryota; Viridiplantae; Streptophyta; Magnoliopsida; Lamiales; Phrymaceae.